AAUAAUAUGGAGCAGCACAUCAAAAGCAAAGAUUUAAUGCACAAAUUAACAGUUUCUUUCUUUCAGCCAUUAGAUCGAUAAACAAUAGUUAGCUGACUCUGACAUAACACAGCCACUUUAUCCACCUGUUACUCUGCACAUGCAUACAUAUGUUUUUUUUUUUUGGGGUUUUUUUUCAUAUUCAUAUUUCAUUUAUUUUUUAAAAAUUUUUUUUGCAUCAUGCCAGUGCAGGUACCAAAAAAAUCUGCUGUGACUGGCUUAGCUGACUACUGUCCAGUUUCACUAACCCCAGUCAAUAUGAAGUGCUUUGAGAGGCUCAUCCUAAAACACAUCAAGGAUGACCUUCCUGAUGGUCAGGACAGGCCAGCAGGACAGGCCUGUAGGCAAAUCAAGCCUCCUAUUGGUUUGAUUUGCCUGUAGGAGGAACCGGUCCACAGAGGUUGACGUCUCCAUUGCACCACACACAUAAUCAAACCAUGACACAUUUGCAGCGUCCUGACACUUAUGAUAGGAUGCUAUUCAUUGACUUCAAUUCAGUAUUUAACACCAUCAUUCCAGAGAAGUUGAUAGUGAAGCUCCACGAUCUGGGACUUUCAACAUAUAUGUGCCUUUCUCACCAACCGACCUCAGGUGGUGAAAAUAGGGGACUGAACAUCAUCCACCCUGGUCCUCAAUUCAGGCACACCACAGGGCUGUGUGCUUAGUCCGAUCCUUUUUACAUUGUUCACCCAUGACUGUCUAGCUAUCCACUUGUCCAACAGUUCUAAAGUUUGGAGAUGAUACCACUGUAAUGGGUCUGAUAACAAACAAUGAUGAGACCCUCUACAGAGAGGAGAUCCCAAACCUGUCCCAGUGGUGUUCAGUGAACAACCUGGUGCUCAGAAUCUCUUGCAUCUGUCCGCUCUCAGAAGUUUCCGGAUUGUUUUCUCUUUAUUUGGUAAUUAAUUAGAAGAACAGAUGUUGCUUUUUUAAUCAUUAUUGAUCAGUUUUAGGAAUUCAAUCAAAUAAUUUCAGCCCUGAUUGAAAUAUAAAAGUUUUCUGGAUAUAUCACAAAACAAAAAUGUAUGUGUUGUUGUUGUUUCUGUUUUAUGUUGUUGUUUUUAAUUUAGAAGCUAUGCAAAUCAUAGGAUUAUGUAGAAUUUUAAAGUGCAAUUCUUUUUGCUUUGUUAGUCAGUAUUUAUGAAGAAAGAGCCUGGCCCUUCUCCAGUUCAUGUUUUCAGUUUGACCUCGCCAUUGAAACUUACCUUUAGGUACAAUGCUGUCCUUUCUAUGGCAGCACUGUGAUGUAAGUGAUAAGUGUUUGGUGUUUCACUUUAUGUGUUAGUUUAAUUCCCUCUAGUCUGAGAGUGAGUGUUUUUGUAAAAUCACUCAAAUGAUUUAUUUUACUAGUUGAGUUAACUCUGGGAAUAGCAUGAGUUAUCUUGUGAAAUUCUCUGGAAGAAACAGGAAAACUGGACAGACGUAAAGUGCUCAUAUAUAUUGCCACUGAUAUCAAAUAGCCCAGUUUUUUAAAUGGUCUCUGUCUCCCUUUUCAAUAUGGCGGCCAAAUUGACGUGACGCUCCAAUGACACCUCCGACAGGAAGGACGUAAAAUGGGCGCGACUUAAUACAGCAUGAUUCUGGUAUUUUUUGAAGUCGCUGUUGUAUUUGAAGUUCUGGAGAGAAGCCAGUAACCGGACAUACAGCUCAGACAUGGAGACUAUCGAGGCAAAUAUGGACAGUUUUGGAAUAGAAGUUAUUCUUCCAGAGGAGGGAAAAACAGCGCCACGUUGUCCGCAUGGUCCUACUUUACUUUUUGAGAAGGUUGACAAUGGAGGCAAUAAGGGCAGGCGGUUUUAUGCGUGCUCAGCCUGUCGAGACAGGAAAGACUGCGGCUUUUUUCAGUGGGAAGAUGAAAAGGUGUCAAAAGCCAGGAUGCUGGCUAGAGAAGCAGAGAUGCUGUCAAAGAGGCCUCGGUUCACUCAGCAGGAAUGUUGUAGCAGGUUUCUGCAGUUUGCUUCGCUCCCAUUUAUUGAGAAGAAGUUCUGUGAGGAUUGUCAGAUUCUCCUCCUGCCUGCAGAGCACAGCACUCACUUUGCCCACAGGACCACAACGGUCACCGCGGCCCAGCUGAGGAGGCCCAGCAUCCUGCUGCGUCCACUAGACAAUAAGAAGAGCAACGCCCAGUACCUGUUCACUGAUCGCAGUGCACACUUCCUGCUGGAUACUUUAGCUGGUCUGGGAUAUAAAAAGGUGCUGUGUGUGGGGACACCUAGACUACAGGAACUGAUCAAGCAGAGAAACCUGGAGCCAAUGAAGAGUUUGUUGCUGGACAUUGAUUUCAGAUAUGCUCAGUUCUACAGUCAGGACGAGUUCUGUCAUUACAACAUGUUUAACCAUCACUUCUUUGGCGGAGAGGCCUCCAGAGCUGUUUUGGAUGCAUUCCUGACAGAGGCGGAUGGGGAGCAGGUGGUGAUGGUAGCGGACCCUCCGUUCGGUGGACUGGUCAAACCUCUGGCCAACAGUUUCUCCUUGAUUUCCCAAAUGUGGAGGAAGCUGCGGAACUCAGGUGACUCUAACAUCGACAUUCCCAUCAUUUGGAUCUUUCCAUACUUCUUUGAGCCUCGCAUCCUGGAGUGUCUCCCUGCACUGACCAUGUUGGACUACCAGGUGGACUAUGACAACCAUCCUCUCUAUAAACACGGGAAGACGGGCAGGAGGCAGUCUCCUGUCAGACUCUUUACUAAUAUUCUACCCAAACACGUUGUUCUGCCCAGAGAGGAGGGCUACAGGUUUUGCUCCAUGUGUCAGAGAUAUGUGUGCUCCCUUAACAAACACUGCACUAAAUGCAAUCUUUGUCCAUCCAAGGAUGGCCGUGAAUGGAAGCACUGCUCAGCAUGUGGGAAAUGUGUGAAACCAUCCUGGAGCCACUGCACGUCCUGCGGCCGCUGCGCUCUGCCAGACCAUCCCUGUCGGCAAGCUGAUGGGGGUAACGGUUGCUUCAGCUGCGGCAGCCUGGAGCACCGACAGAAGGCCUGUCCUCUCAGAGAUAUGCAGAGGAAGAACAGUUUUGGGCCUAAAGCCAAGAGUCUGGGCAAGAAAGCUUCCCAUUAUCUAGCAAAGCCUGGAGCCAAGAAGAAAGCAAAGAAAAGAGCUGCUCAUGCUCUGUGAACUCUCAUCAGGUUAUUUUUGUAACUUUUAAGAAAAUUUAGUUUUUCCAUAUUUGUUAAAACUGACACCAUGUCUUGACAAAAUAAUACAAGACAGAUAAUCUGUGAAAAGAUCGAAAUGCACAAUUCCUGGUCAAAAACAACCAAUCAGACCCAGGAGAAGGAUCUUAAAGCUGUCAAUCAACUUUGUGUACAUGCUGCUCCAUGUGCUAAAAGUGGAGAAACACCACCAACUUAUUACUCGUUGUCAUGCUAACUAGCAUGAUUGACAGCGCUAACACCCUCCUCCUGGCUCUGAUUGGUUGUGUCUGAUUAAGUGGUAUAAUUUUGCCAUUAGUACUGGAAACACUGGGAGAAGGCAGAGGAGCUCAACCUUUUCUGUCUUACGUGAUACUGUUACAAAGAUAAUUUUAACAUGUGUAAAAAAAAACUGUUUUUUAUUAAAGAUGCAUACUGAAUUUUUCCCAGCUUCAAACAUUGUUAGAAACUAACUACAGGUGUGGAAAAACAUAUAAUAGACUCACAUGUACUUUUAUAAAACAAAGAUGAAACCAAGUUGGAAAAGGUGUGUGAAAAACUAGUUGACUGAAUAUCUUGUAGGACCCCAUUCAGUGGUUGGUCCCACCACAGAAUGUAAUCAGGCUGAUUUCUGGGCUUUGACUACUUCAUUGCAACAACUGAACUCUUCUCCAGUCAUUCUGUGGUAGAUUAGCCGAUGUGUUGGGGAUUAUUGUUCCCUCGUUGACCAGUCUAGACCCAGCUGCUGGACAGAUGGAUUUAGGACUGACUAAAACACUUUGGUGUACAAAGGAUUAUCCAAUUCUUGUGUCUGCAGAUAAUCUCAAAUCAUCACCUUCCCAACACCACAUGUGAUGGUUGGUAUGAGAUGUUUCUGCUGAAGUGCUUUUUCUUUUCGUCGUAACAUGAUGCCUUUGGUCAGACCUCUCACUUUUGCUCUCAUCUGUCCAAAUUCUUAAAUUCUGACACCUUGUGUCAGAAUUUAAGUUGUGCUCCUAUAUUGUUUUCAGAGACAAGAAACCUUCUCCUGGAAAACCUUCCAAACAGCCAAGCUUUUCAGUACAAUUGUCCUACAGUAAUAAUAAUAAUUUUAGAAUCUUUUGAACUCCAAAUUAUUUUUAUCAUGAUGAUGCGAUACUUAAUAUUAAAAGAAUAUGCACUUUUUAAAACAUAAAUAAAAGGCGGACUGGCUGUUGUUAAAAAUUCCAUGUUUGAGUGCAAUAAAGACUGAAUGUGAAGCUCUUUCA
Molecule: messenger RNA, 4414 nt
Organism: Poecilia reticulata (guppy)
Lineage: Eukaryota; Metazoa; Chordata; Actinopteri; Cyprinodontiformes; Poeciliidae
Gene: zcchc4
Product: zinc finger, CCHC domain containing 4
Biological process (GO): rRNA methylation
Cellular component (GO): nucleolus; cytoplasm
Molecular function (GO): nucleic acid binding; rRNA (adenine-N6-)-methyltransferase activity; zinc ion binding
Source: RefSeq, a predicted model, not a curated record